AACGUCGUCCCCGUUCCAGUACAUUUGCAUGGGUCACUUCGUAGGGAACAGUGUGCGGGUGUGCACUCCAAAAGUGUUCUUUGAAGUACCGAGACACUGGCAGUCGAAUUGUAAGUGGGUUUAGUACGCGCUGUGUUGAUCUUUGUCGAUAAAAUCGAUAAAAUGGUUGCGGUUAAGGGACGGAAAAGCUCUAGCAAGAAUCCUCCGAUAUUAAGCCAUGAAUUCGUUAUUCAAAACCACGCAGAUAUUAUUUCUUGCGUGGCUAUGAUUUUCGUUGUUGGACUGAUGGUGCAGGUUACCUCUUCUUGGGCAUAUAUUUUUAUCGCCAUUCAUCACAAUGUAUCUAUUCCUUCCUCGACGGAAGAUGUUAUAUUACCUCAAAAAUAUACCACUGGUUGGAAGGAUGCGUGCGCAGUAUUCUUCUAUUUUCUCAUUACCAUUGUUAUGCACGCAGUUCUUCAGGAAUAUAUUUUCGAUAAAAUCUCAAAGCGUCUGCAUUUAAGUAAAAUUAAACUCUCGAAGUUUAAUGAAUCUAGCCAAUUGAUUACCUUCUAUACAUUAUCCGCCAUAUGGGGUAUUGAUAUAAUAGUUAGGGAUAAUAUUCUUCUAAACUUUACUUCUCUAUGGGAAGACUAUCCAGGCUUGAUGUCAUUUUCUCUGAAACUAUUCUUUGUUGGCCAACUUGCGUAUUGGUUGCACUGCUAUCCGGAGUUAUAUUUCCAGCGUGUGAAAAGGGAGGAGAUGUCUUCAAGAAUUAUCCAUGCCACUAUUGGACUUACAUUCACACUUUUAGCUUAUUUCCUUAACUUCCAACAUGUGGGAGUAAUUUUACUGGUUCUACAUUAUGUAGGAGACGCAUUGCAACAUGCAGCUCGAGUAACUCAUUUCGUAGAUCAGAGAGAGAAGGCAACUAAAGUUGCUUUCCUCAUAGCUAAUUCUAUAUUUGUCUUCUCCCGAGUCGCAACCAUCGCCCUUACAGGCUUAGUAUUUUUCUAUGGCCUAGGACAAAUUGAGCCCACUUUAGAUUAUGCUACCGGUAACUUCAACAGUCCAGCUAUUCGAUUCUUCUCUUUGGGACUAAUUGGAGUAUUCCAAGCAUAUCUCCUCUAUAACUUUGUAAAGAGGCAAAUCAAACGAUCUCGAGAAAAUAGUGUACCAGUCGUUACGAAGCUCAAGCCAAAGCAGAAGCCCAAAAAGAAAGAUGCUAAAAAAUUGCCAUUGUCUGAAGACGAUGAUCUGCCAGAAGUUGAUCAGGCGACAAAGAGGAAUUUAAGACCCCGAUCUGCUGCAAAGGCGAAAUGAAGCUGUACUAGAAAUAGAGAUUUUUAAAGACGAUCAUUCCUUGACUUUAGUAAACUAGAGUCACGAAUAAUUUAAUGGCAGAAGAAGAUUCAGUGGUGGCCGGUGCACGAAUGGCGCAAAAUUAACAUAACGGUUAGAAAUACUCAGGAACGAAUACAGGUGUUAAGCACUUAUGUGCGCCAAUUAUGCAAAUGUACAAAAUUAGUAUUCUCCUUUUUAUUACGUUCCCGUUUUUUAAGGGAUUUGAAAAACUCACUUGAAUAGUGUUGCAAGUAAAGGUUUACGACUCAGAAGAUAUACAUAUUCAAUUCUAGAAAUUGUAAUAACACUCGAUGAAUGUUUUGGCAUCGCUUGAAAUUACUAUCGUCGUGACUAUUUUUCCUGGUCACAUACUGCGAUUGAGAAUUUGUAAGUGACGUGCCACGCGGUGUACAAAAUGGUGUCCUAAAUUGGUGACCUCGUACCUAAGCUGAGAUAUUUUUUUAAUUUAUGCGAGAUAAAAAAAUUAAGAUAAAGUUAAAAGUGAUAGAUUCUUAUAGAUCACAUGCUUUGUAAUAUCAAGAUCUUACAAUCAUAGCAGAUGUUAUCAUGGUUAUAGGAGAAUGUGGCCUAAAAUGUAAUAUAUAGUCAUAUUCCACGGUAACUUUAUCUUCAAUUUUGAAAUUCAAGCAUUAAUGUAAGUACUAUCUAAAUUGUAUUGGUCUAUGAUAAGCAAAUUGUAGAAUUAUAAUUAAUAAAUUAUUAAGACAAUUUUCUA
Orussus abietinus is the source of this 2059-nucleotide messenger RNA. RefSeq names its product translocating chain-associated membrane protein 1 (gene TRAM). The record is from RefSeq and is a predicted model, not a curated record. The transcript has 7 exons. The coding region runs from base 163 to 1302 and encodes 379 amino acids. Lineage: Eukaryota; Metazoa; Arthropoda; Insecta; Hymenoptera; Orussidae. Gene Ontology annotation, biological process: SRP-dependent cotranslational protein targeting to membrane, translocation; protein insertion into ER membrane. Gene Ontology annotation, cellular component: endoplasmic reticulum membrane.